Molecule: messenger RNA, 1545 nt
Organism: Penicillium macrosclerotiorum
Lineage: Eukaryota; Fungi; Ascomycota; Eurotiomycetes; Eurotiales; Aspergillaceae
Product: MFS transporter
Exons: 5
Coding region: 1-1545 (514 amino acids)
Biological process (GO): nitrite transport; nitrate transmembrane transport
Cellular component (GO): membrane
Molecular function (GO): nitrate transmembrane transporter activity; nitrite transmembrane transporter activity
Source: RefSeq, a predicted model, not a curated record
AUGGCGGCUAGUUCCUUCAAGCUACUGUUCACUCCGCCCGAAAUUAAUCCUGCCACUCGCAAGGCAAAAUCUAUUCCCAUCUUCAACCCAUUUGAUCAAUAUGGUCGGGUAUUCUUCUUCUCUUGGCUGGGUUUUAUGGUCGCAUUCCUAUCCUGGUAUGCGUUUCCGCCCCUGAUGACUGUCACUAUCAAGAAGGACUUGCAUAUGACCCAGGAGGAUGUUGCCAACUCGAACAUUGUUGCGCUACUCGCAACAUUUCUUGUCCGAUUCAUCGCAGGUCCACUUUGUGACCGGUUCGGACCACGCUUGGUCUUUGUAGGGCUUUUGAUCGGUGGUUCUAUUCCCACAGCUAUGGCUGGUCUUGUGACGACUCCGAAGGGAUUAAUUGCCUUGCGCUUUUUCGUCGGAAUUCUGGGCGGAACAUUUGUUCCUUGCCAGGUUUGGUGUACUGGCUUCUUCGACAAAAGAAUUGUGGGAACGGCCAAUUCCCUAGCUGCAGGCUGGGGUAACGCCGGCGGAGGAAUCACCUAUUUUGUCAUGCCUGCCUUAUAUGACUCCCUCGUCGCGAGUCAAGGCCUCGCGCCCCACAAAGCGUGGCGGGUGGCUUACAUCGUCCCUUUCAUCAUCAUCAUUACACUUGCACUGGGAAUGCUGUUCUUAUGCGAAGAUACCCCGACAGGCAAAUGGUCGGAGCGACAUCUCUGGGCAAAAGAAACGUCUCCAGCCGACGCUCUUUGUGCUGGAAAUAUCGUCGAUAUCAACUCUGGGAAUUCCUCUGCUGGGCCAUCGGCUACUCCUUCUGUUUACAACAUCAAUGCUUCCGACAUAGAAAAGAAGGGCGCGCAAUCUCCUCAAAUUAUUGAUCAAGACGCUUCCGCAAUGGGACAAGUGGAUACGUUCCAACAAGACACCGUUGUCGCUCCCUCUCGUAAAGAAGCCAUGCGUGUUGCACUGAGCUUGUCCACCCUCGCCGUGGCAGUCUGCUAUGCUUGUUCAUUCGGAUCUGAGCUUGCCAUCAAUUCGAUCCUUGGUACAUAUUAUGCCAAGAACUUCCCUCACAUGAGCCAAACGAAGUCAGGGCAAUGGGCCGCGAUGUUUGGCCUCCUGAAUGUGGUUUUUCGACCCGCUGGAGGUCUCUUUGGAGAUUUGAUCUAUCGGGCUACAGGCUCCAUUUGGUCCAAGAAAUUGUUGCUGUCUUUCAUGGGUCUUUCCAUGGGAGCCUUUCAGUUGGCGAUCGGAUUGUCCAACCCAACUAGCGAAGCAACUAUGUUUGGCCUGGUGGCCGGUCUAGCUUUCUUCCUAGAAGCAUGCAAUGGUGCAAACUUCGCUGUUGUUCCUCAUGUUCACCCAUAUGCGAAUGGUAUCGUAUCUGGUAUUGUGGGUGGGUUUGGGAAUCUUGGCGGAAUCAUUUUCGCUAUUAUCUUUCGAUACAAUGGCUCCCAGUAUGGGAAAUCCAUGUGGAUUAUCGGUGUCAUCUCUUUGGCGGCCAAUCUCGCUGUCAGCUGGAUACGCCCUGUCCCAAAAGUUCCGGUUAUUCAAUCUUGA